Trametes versicolor FP-101664 SS1 is the source of this 547-nucleotide messenger RNA. RefSeq lists its product as uncharacterized. The coding region runs from base 50 to 259 and encodes 69 amino acids. NCBI's taxonomy places the organism in Eukaryota, Fungi, Basidiomycota, Agaricomycetes, Polyporales, Polyporaceae. The record is from RefSeq and is a predicted model, not a curated record. The transcript has a single exon.
GGCGGACGAGACAGCCUUUGGCGGGCAGGACGAGGUCGGAAAGGAGGCAAUGCGUGUUACGACUGAAGCACAGAACGAUCGCCCGCAGAUGUGGCAAGCAUGCAACGCGGCUGCUCGGAGCCCCGCUGGGGGGUGGCUCUACGCGCGGCGCCGCGAUGUGGAUGUGCUCGAGCAUCGGAGACCCCCGCAGCAUAUCCAGCAGCCGAGACUGCUCGACAGCGUUCUGCAAGACGAUGUAGAGUUCCCGAAGGGCAGGUAAGUGAUCCGUAGGAACGAACGCCAGCUGAAAGAGGGAGAGUACGCGUAGCCGGGGGGCGCAACCGGCGAAAACGGACGCGCUUGGCGGGCACCAGUGGAUCUUCCAAGCGUGCAAGACAAGCUCCUCGAUGUGGAGGGCGAGCCUAGGCAAGAUCGCGAAGACGGCGUGGAUACGCCGGUCCGUAUCGAUCCAGAAGCUGUCUAUGGUACGAAUGUGAAGGCGUCGUAUCCGGUGCGCGUGUUCGGCGAGUAUAGGCACAAGUGGGUUGACGUGGCCUUCGCUGUAAAC